AUGAGGAACGUUAGAGAGACAGGGAUAAAUCGUCCCUACGUGAUGAGGAAAGACAAUCUGUAUGACGCCCUUCCCAAGCAUCUGUGUAUGAACCAACCGGACCACCACUAUGGGUUCAAUACAUAUGGAGGAGGAUACCGCGCUUCUGCAGGCGGAGCCCUGCUAAAGGGGGGCACGCCAAAUGGGGCCCAAGGCAUUCCAACCGCCCAGAUAAACAGUUUGGCUGCAUUUAGGAUGGGUAAAAUAGCAAGUCACCAAGUGGAUUGGGGGGGAAGAAGUUACGAUGAUAGUACUAAGGAGAACCUCGCGGGAGGGUCGACGUCUUUACUGCAUCUGUAUGAUAGUGCAAUGAAUUGGAGCAAUAGCAGGAAAUUUGUGAACCCGUCGACUGGGCACUCUUCAGGGGUGGAGUUUCCAAUGUUGUAUCAUUUGAGGGGGGAGGCGAAUAGCACGAUGGGGGGGAGGAGAAUUGGUUUGAAUGCACGAGGAGAACAUUCCAGUGGGAGGAGUGUAAGUGAGUUGUCUCAUCACAACCAGAGGGUCCAGAAGAUGAAGGAAUCACAUGGCGAGUAUUUCCCCCUGGGGAUGCAACACACCAAACGAACAACUUUAUUGAAUAGUAAUUUUAUGGGAUCUCCUGAACAGAGCAUACGUGGAGAGGCUCUUCAUUCUUGGUGGGACCAAAGAGGCAUGGGUAGUCCCUCAAGAGAGGUUUCCAAUGGGUACCCCCUUCCAGGUGUUCGGUACAACAAAGUGGAAUCUUCUCCAAAAGGGAUGAUGGGCGUGGUUCUGGUUCCAGCCAAUGGGGAGACAAAAAAUGGGUUCACGAAAUGGAAUCAAAAUGGGAAGGAAAUAGAUGCAGGAUUGAUUCACAAGUGCAGCAAUGGUCAAUUGAGCAGAACAUCGGAAUAUAGCUAUAAGGAUGUUGAACCCAUAAUGUAUGGUAGCAUGGCCCAGGGAAGUACCUACCCUGACGAUGUAUCCGUAGAGAGCCUACCGAUGAAUAGUUCUCCCUGGUGGAGCAACGAGGGGUUUGUUCAAGCAAAGGAUAACAACCAUUUCACUGCGUUGACGGUAGAGGGGAGGAAUUACCGCAGUGAUGGACAGUCGUAUGAUCAAUCUGAUAUUAGAAGGCUCUCAGGGGAGAAUCUCCAAAGGGGUGUUAUGAGUAAAUUGGAAGAAGGGCGCUACACAGAUGGGCUGGAGAGUCUCGAUUCGAUACCCCCUGUCGGAGCGGCGAUGAAUUCGUUGGGGAAACCUAUCGGUGGGGCAGCUUCUUUGUCUAAUGAAGAAACUGUCUUUGAGGAAGACGGAAGCAGGCUCACCCAGUGGAAUUACAACAAGGGUGAUUUCACGGAAUGGAUUUCGCACAACCGAUUGCUGAAGAACAUAAUUUCGUCGCACAAGGAGGAUGGUCUCGUUGAGGGACAUGUGUUGUAUAGCCUCCUGUUCGACGCGUAUGGACAGAACAAAGAAACGUUCCGCAGCUAUGUGAAGGGAGAUCACGACAAGAGCAAGAUGAGCAUGGACGAAGAGAUUGGGGAAGUAAUUCAUGAGAUAAGAACAAAUAAAAAGAAAGAAGAAAGAAAAAAAAGUAACAGAAUGGUAGAGAAAAUCAUCUUCUUAAAGUACUUAUUCAAUCAAUAUGCACAUACAGAUUAUGCGAACUUCAUUUCAUUCAAAUGUUUUAAGAAAAUGUUUGAGGAUUACAAAAAUGUGUUUUCUUCGGAGAAGAUUAUCCUCUUUAUUUUCAACUGUCUGGACCGAUGUAGGAGGUACUACGUUAGCGAAUCGGAUUUCCUUAUUGGUAUGUUGGCGUGUAGUCCACAGAUGGAAAACGAUAUUACCAAGGACACAGGGAAAUUAAGGCAUCAACUGAUUUUUAGGGCAUAUGAUCUGGACAGAGAUGGAUAUUGGAAUAAGGAGGAAGUGUUUGUGUUCCUGUACCAUCUGUAUGAGUUGUCAAAAAAUAUGAACCAAAUGGAACUUAAGGGGAAUAAGAAGAAGAUGAAGAAGUUUGUAGCUGUAGAACGGGACAAAUUAAUGAACACCUGCGAGAAGAUUAGUUAUGAUAAAUUUUACAAACUUGUUUUGGAUGGAAAAAUUGAAGGCACGGAGAAUCUUCUUAGGUCCAACUGCGAUGUGGCUAGCGUUGUGAAGACAUACUUUCUCUAUACCUACGCGGGGGGAAGUAGCCUCACCAUGUCGAUUGAUACAGGUGCUAGUGGCAAUGCCGAUUCAAGUAAUGUGCAGGAGGAUGGACAGAUCGAUCGGGAGAAGUGUGAAGAAGGGGAAGAGACUGUGAAUCCCGUGGAAAAGACGCAGUUGGAAGGUAGGAACACGCAGCAGAGCAGUUAUAUAGAAUUCAGUGGAGAGUCUACCACGGGGGAUCCGAAUUCGGAGGAGGCUCCGCAUAUAAGCGCUACUUCAAUUAAGGGGGAGGAUGAGCCUGAAGAGGGGGAAGCUGAGGAGGUAGUGCAGAAGAGAUCGGUGGAUGGAACAAGCAGUUCGAAUAACACGGAAGGGGGGAAAUCCGAGGAUCGCAUUGAGGUACAAUCAGAGGAGAAACCGCAGAGUGACGAAGUAGCAGUGGUAGGAGAGGAACCCCCUUGUGGCCACGGGAGAGAGUCCCAGAAGGUGAGUGACCUGAAUAGCGCUGAUGGGAAGGACGAGGAGGUUGGCCUAGGGGAAGAGGAAAAAGUGGAGAAGUGCGACAUGCCAAGCGGUGUGUCGGACCAAGUAUCAAACGAUGUGUCGAAGAUUGUGCCAGACGAAAUGACAAAGGAUGUGUCAAACAAUGUGGUGGAAGGGCGAGAGGCAAAUGCUGAUCUGAGCGUGCCCCCCGAGGAGAAAACAGACAAGGCAGCCAUUGGCGAUAGUAUACCCCAUUUAGGGGAAGGCCAAGAUGAGGAGUGUGCACACAAAGAUAACCUAGUCGAGGAAGAAGAGCGUGCUAAUCCGAUCAGACCUGAACGCAGUUGGAGAAGUUGCGUGGAAAAGAUAAAGGAAAUAGUCAAAGCAUACAGAAAAAAGUAUCUAACGGAGAAGACAAGAUUGUUUGGACUGAACCAGGACAUAGCGUUUAAAAUUUUCACCGCCUUUUACAAAGUGAGUUAUAAAAGAAAGAGAGAGAAGUACAUUCGACAGUUUGAUCAUCUAUGCACAGGUGCAUGUACCUACAACGAUAUCAUCCUUCUGUGUGAUGAAGCCGUGAAGGUAUUUAAGGGAGAAGAUACCAUUGAGUAUGUGGAUCUCCCUUGUAAGGUUUUUGGGGAUUUACAUGGAAGUAUUUUCGAUCUCUUAGACUUUUUCAACAUGUACAAUUGGCCCAUGCAUGGAGAAACGAACGAAUGGUUGAACGUGGAGGAGGUCUCUGCUACAAAUGAAGUGUCUCUCAGAUCCAAGAACUCAACCGACCCUUUCCCAUAUGUAGCUAGUCACGAUAAAGAUAUAAAAUAUAUUUUUUUGGGGAAUUAUAUAAACAGGGGGGAUUAUUCACUAGAAGUUAUUUGUCUGUUGCUAAGUUUGAAGAUUCUUUUCCCAAAACACAUAUACCUGCUAAGGGGGAAUCAUGAGGAAAGGUUAUUUAAUUACGUUCAUGGGUUCUAUGGAGAUAUAGAGAAGAAGAUGGAAAGAAAUAUAAAAAGAGGAGGGUUGAUAAGAUACCAAGGGGAGGUGAUACAAGCUCAUGCAUAUGAAUUAUUCAAUCGGAUUAAUGAUGCGUUGGAGUUUCUACCUCUGUCCGUGUUAGUAGGUCAAAGCAUACUGUGUGUACAUGCAGGUAUUGGAGACAGCCUGGAAAACAUAGAAGACUUUUCCGAUGUCCAUAAACCAAUUGUGGUCCCGCAAUGUGUAGACAGAACAAGCAAAAAUGAAUAUGAACGUGUUCAGAAAAUAAUUAUCGACACAUUGUGGUCUGAUCCGAUAAAUUAUGAGGAUGAAGAAGAUAUGCUUCUUUUGGAAAAAGUAAAACCAGGGGGAGAUACUAUUCCUUCAAGUAGAGGGGAAAUCACACUAAAAUUUGGACAAAGGAGAUUGUCUUGUUUUUUGAAGAAAAACAAAUUGAAGAUGAUUAUUCGAGGGCAUGAGUGUGUGCAGGAGGGGUACAGAUACAGCUAUAAUCGGCGUCUGCUCACUUUGUUCUCCGCCAAGAAUUACUGCAACAGCCACGGGAACGAUGCCGCUAACGCAUUUAUUGUUAAGAGGGGAAAGAACAUUGCAAUUUUUAAUCAAAUUUUGAAGUGUCCACGAGGGAGACAGCUAGAAGGGAUACAUCAUGGAGAGGAAGCGACAAGUGGACCGGUAGAUUCGACGAACAAAGUGAUUGUGAAUCGGAAUGGUUUCAUGGAUGAAUCCGAUCCAAUGAUGGAAGAAGAAGAGGAGGAAAUGGAGGGACAAUCAUGUAGGAAAGUAGACGAGGGAGUUACUCCAUUUGGCCCCAAUGAGAAGAACUUCAUAUCUGAAUGGACGGAUGCAGUAGAUAAGGCCUUGUGCAACUCGGGUGUGGAGGGGAAAGAUGAUCUGCAGAGCAACCACAUCCUGAGGGAUAGCCAUUCAAUUGUGAAAAGGAAAUUGCGAGACACGAGGAGCAAUGAAGAUAUGAAAUGGGGGGUAUCUAUGCAGUUGGAAAAAAGGGAAGGAGCUCAUCGUAUGGGCGGCCAUGAUGGUGAUGGUGAUCGUGAUGGUGACUAUGCUGAUGGACAGUUUCUGAUAGACUCGUGUAAUAGCAUAAAGGAUGACCAUUCCAAUGGAGACGCCAGAGGUGAUAACUUUGAAGGAGGUACACUAAGGAAAAGCAUCAGUACGAAUGGAACCUUCUCAUCGGAAGAGGGCCUCUAUGGCGGGUGUUCAAAUGGGAGCAACGGAAGAAACUACACUGGAGAGAUGCUCUCCUCCAAACAAUAUCAUUUCAAAGGUGAUGGUUUGGAGAAGGGGAAAAUCCAAAACACUGAGAUUGAAAGGGCACAUAACAGACAAAGUCGUAAAUCCCAUUUGAAGGGAGAUGCAUAUUGGGAAGAGAAAUACCUUUACGACGAUUACCAAGGAUAUUUGAACAAUGUCCCCGACGGAGACGGUUUGAAAAAUUCCCCUUCUGAUGAACGGGCUAGCAGCGAUGAACUCCCAUGUGAGGGUCAAACGGAACAAGACAGUCGAGUGAACACAAAUGCCAUCAUCGAAAAAUUUUUCCAACAGGGAAGAAGAGAUUAUGCCAGUGGUGAGUAUAUCUAUACAGACCAUUUGGAGGAGAAGGAAGUGGAAAUGGGGGGCAAUUUAAAUCAUUGCCAAAGUGCAAAGUUAACUCCUUUGUCAAAGCAAACAAAUGAUGUGAAUAUACGGAGAGGAGACGAAGGAGGGGAGUGGGGGGAUAAUGGAAAUUGUGCAAAACUGAUGGAUGAGCUGAUGAGUAAACCGAUGGACUACAUGAUGAUGCCGCCCGACUUGGGGCUGGUUAAUAGGCCAAAGUUGCGAAGGGAUACCCAUUCCCAUCAGCAGAAGAAAGAGCAGGGCUCCGCCACACUGCGGAGUUUGCGAAGUUUGAGGAGCGAAAACAACACGAGCGAGCCGCUCACCAAGCUACAAAUGCAGUAUUUGCCGCCUGACCCGAAGCCGCAGACAAAGAUUUCGCUUCAAAAAAUUAUUGAUAAAUUCGACGACGAUGCGUAA
Molecule: messenger RNA, 5664 nt
Organism: Plasmodium knowlesi strain H
Lineage: Eukaryota; Apicomplexa; Aconoidasida; Haemosporida; Plasmodiidae
Product: serine/threonine protein phosphatase 8, putative
Exons: 2
Coding region: 1-5664 (1887 amino acids)
Cellular component (GO): nucleus; cytoplasm
Molecular function (GO): protein serine/threonine phosphatase activity
Source: RefSeq, a predicted model, not a curated record